GCCGCUGUUUCACCGCGCUCCACGGCGGCGGCUCCUCUAUAACUUUUCUGCCCCGGUUAGAGCGCCUGUCACUCCGCUAGCGAGCGUCGGUGCGAAGCGGUGUCCUGGAGCUUAAGAAAACGAACCCUGUUUUUUUUUUGUUUAAAAUAAAUUACCUGUAAAUAAAACUUAUUGACACAAUCCGCUCCUUCUCUGAAUAUUUAGCUGCGUAAAAUACUUUUUUUUUUAUAGAGUCCGAAUCCCCUCCCCGUUCACUCCCCCGCUGGUGCGAUUGUUUCGUCAGUGGGCACCGAGCCGCGUUUUCCCCCGCCUCUGGCGCACCCUGCCCCGGAUUGGUCCUUGUGGGAUUCCCUUCGCAGCCCCCGAGUCGUUCGUAGGCAGCUGCCGGCUAUAUCAGGAGCAGCCCCGGCCGGGAGAGCAGCUCACCGGACCCGGGCGGAGAUACCAGCGGCGCACCCCGACUCAAGCUUGCUCUAACUCGGCUAAGGUAGAGAUGGACUCUCGAUCGAUGUUCCGGAGCGGCUCCAGUGCUCAGACUUUCAGAGGCUCUCUCUGGCUCCUCCUCUGGGUCUCCUCUCUCAGUCCAGUCUCCUCCUGCCCUCGCCUGUGUAUGUGCUACCCCUCUCCCAUGACGGUCAGCUGCCAAUCUCAGAACUUCUCCGCGGUCCCGGCGGGAAUUCCCUUUCACAGCCAGAGGAUUUUCCUCCAGAACAACCGGAUCACGGAGGUCCGGGCUGAGUCGUUCGGGUUCGGCACGCAGGUCCUGUGGCUCCACUCCAACAACAUCAGCUCCAUCGAACCCGGGGCCUUCAGCGACCUGCACGACCUGGAGGAGCUGGACCUGGGGGACAACCCAUCCCUUCGGACCCUGGACCAGGACACGUUCCGCGGGCUGGACAAGCAGGACAACCCGACGCGGCGUGGACAAGCUGCAGACUGUCUGCACAUGGAUCGGUGCUUCCAGCUGGGGACUCCUAGGAGAGACACUCACAGAGGACUCAAUGCUCCCUUCCCUCUCCCUCUCUCUCAGGACGAUCUCUUCGCUGACCUGGUCAACCUCACUCACCUCUUUCUCCACGGCAACCUGAUCCGGGUCCUGUCGGAGAACGUGUUCCGCGGGCUGGUCAACCUGGACCGCCUGCUGCUCCACCAGAACCGGAUCAGGCAGGUUCACCGACGCGCCUUCCGAGAUCUGGGCCGGCUCACCAUCCUCUUCCUCUUCAACAACUCGCUCUCCGAGCUGCCCGGCCCGCCCCUCUCCAGCCUCCGAUCCCUGGAGUUCCUGCGCCUCAACGGGAACCCCUGGUCCUGCUCCUGCCAGGCCCGCCCGCUCUGGGAAUGGUUCCGCAAGGUCCGAGUCUCCAGCUCCGAGCUGCUGUGCGCCGGACCCCAGGAGAGGAAGGGCCUGGACCUGCGCUUCCUGAGGGAGAUAGACUUCGCGCGCUGCCCCCUGCAGGAUGCCCCGAGCAAGACGGGCGCCUUCAGCUCAAAGUGGUGGUUCCCUAAGUCUGGCAAGAGCGGCCAGGCAGAAAAAUUCAAAGGGCUGUUCGGGAGGAAAGGCCAGCAGACCAGCAGUCUGGAUAACACAGCGGCCGGAGGAAAGGCCAAGAGUUACGGACCGGAACCCGAGUCCGCCCUCCCCAAACCAGGCCCCCAGGAUUACUGGGAGAACUACGAGAACGAGGAUUCGAGCUGGCGCUGCUCUGAUUCGGACUGCCCGGGCGAGAAGGUGGAGGAGGAGGAGCGAUCGAGAGGGGAGAGGAAUCGUCCCAGAUUCACCCUCCUCUCCUUCUCCCUCUCCCUCUCCCUCAUGCUAGCCUUGCUCUCCGCAAGAAGCAUCUAGAGACCCUCCCUCCUGUGUUUUUAAAAAAAAAAAAACGUUUAUUUUGUUUUAAAAAUCUUACCCUCUCCGCCUCGUCCCUUUUAGCUGUCUAAAAGCUCUUUUCUGUAGAUCUCUAAACAGCUCUGAGGUGUUGAGAUCUCUUUCCUAUAGAUCUCUAUACAGCUCUGCAGUAUUGAGAGGGGAUAUCUCUUUCCUAUAGACCUCUAUACAGCUCUGCAGUGUGGAGAGGGGAGAUCUCUUUCCCAUAUACCUCUAUACAGCUCUGCAGUGUUGAGAGUGGAGAUCUCUUUCCUAUAGACCUCUAUACAGCUCUGCAGUGUUGA
Molecule: messenger RNA, 2166 nt
Organism: Polyodon spathula (Mississippi paddlefish)
Lineage: Eukaryota; Metazoa; Chordata; Actinopteri; Acipenseriformes; Polyodontidae
Gene: rtn4rl2a
Product: reticulon 4 receptor-like 2 a
Exons: 4
Coding region: 494-1843 (449 amino acids)
Cellular component (GO): plasma membrane
Molecular function (GO): protein binding
Source: RefSeq, a predicted model, not a curated record